UCGGCACGAUGCAGCCGUGCCUGAUGCUGGUCGCGCUCGCCGCGCUGGGCGCCGCCGCCGCCGCCGCCGCGCGCGCGGGCUACGAGCGCGAGAUCGACGCCGGCCGCUACAACCAGGUGCCGCGGCUCACCGACUACGUGCUCAGCCAGGAGUUCCUGGCGGCGCACAAGAACCGCGCCAAGCUCGUCACCAAGUGGCGGCCCGAGGAGGCCAUCGCGUCCGACAACGUGAUCCUGGAGUCGAACGUGGUGCGCGUGGUGAAGCCGCGGCGGCGGGAGGGCGAGGAGCUGGUGCGGCGGCGGCGCGGGUACAACCUGGAGCACGUGCAGGUGCCGGCGCGCUACCCCUACCUGCCCGUCGCGCGGUUCAACCGCUUCCGCCGCUGGGGGUAGCACCACACCCUGCAGUGUUUGUGAUCCAAGACUAUCAUUAUGUUGUUGAUGCGAAGUGGCUGUGUUCGGACACUCAGUAGAGCCGUGUUCAGAGCGGCUGAGUGCAGCGGUUGUCAGAACAACCGGGUUCUAGUGAAACAGUCGAUGAAACGCUAUGAUAACGAAUAGGUAUAAGUAAUUAUGUUAUUAUUAAAGAUUAUGAUAUAAGAACUUAAUAAUUAUACUUUAAAAUUA
Messenger RNA from Plutella xylostella (diamondback moth), 626 nucleotides. RefSeq lists its product as uncharacterized. Lineage: Eukaryota; Metazoa; Arthropoda; Insecta; Lepidoptera; Plutellidae. The record is from RefSeq and is a predicted model, not a curated record.